This is a messenger RNA of Phytophthora infestans T30-4, 669 nucleotides long. RefSeq lists its product as uncharacterized. Gene Ontology annotation, cellular component: nucleolus; cytoplasm. The coding region runs from base 1 to 669 and encodes 222 amino acids. The record is from RefSeq and is a predicted model, not a curated record. The transcript is spliced from 4 exons. Gene Ontology annotation, molecular function: RNA endonuclease activity producing 5'-phosphomonoesters, hydrolytic mechanism; single-stranded RNA binding. Gene Ontology annotation, biological process: DNA repair. Lineage: Eukaryota; Oomycota; Peronosporomycetes; Peronosporales; Peronosporaceae.
AUGCGGUGCAGUGGCAGCUUCAUUGCGGGUGUGGAUAUUAGCUUCCUGAAAGGCUCGGACGAGCACGCGUGCGCUUCGGUCGUAGUGCUCGACUUCCCGGCGUUGACGGUAUUGUACGAGGCCUUCACCUACGUGUCCCUUCCAGCUCCGUAUAUUGCCGGCUUUUUGGCAUUUCGAGAGGUGCCCGCGCUCACAAAGCUGUACGAUGAUCUCCGUCGACGCCGACCCGAGCUGCUGCCUGACGUGACGCUGGUGGACGGCAACGGUGUCUUGCACCCUCAGGGCUUCGGUCUGGCCUCACACUUUGGUGUUCUCGAGAAUAUCUCAACCAUUGGUGUAGGCAAGACAUUUCUUCACGUCGACGGUCUCACCAAGCCCGAUGUGAAAGCGUUGAUGGCCAAGGCGCGAGAAGAUGGCAGCGAUCUCGUUUGGGGAGCUGCGCUAUGCGGCACAACUGGCGUCAAGAAUCCCGUCUACGUGUCGGUGGGGCACAUGCUGUCGCUGGAUGCAAGUGUAGCCAUCGCCCAAGCUUGUUCACAGUACCGCGUUCCCGAGCCAAUUCGCCAGGCUGACUUGCGCUCUCGAGAAGUAAUACGUAAGUGGGAAAACGCAGGAGCUGUCGAUACGACACUCGACAUGUACCAUGCAUAUGCAUCAUCUGGCACAUAG